AUGCCCGACAUAUACAGGGAAACCCGCACCUAUCGCGAACGGGAAGACUCUCCUUCUGACGAUGAGAGGAGGCGUACCACAUUACGGCGCUACAAGGGACUGGGACCGUCGGGGACCGAAGAAAGCGACUUGAGGAUGGAGAAGCGCAUCGAACGCACCUCGGACGGCGACGUCAAGAUCCAAAGGCGCUACCAAGAAUUCCAUGACCUUGAUGGCGAUGGCCGCCCAGACAUUGAACGUUAUCGGAAGGAAACCGAGUUUUACAGUCCGUACGACCCCUCUUCUUCACCAAACCCCUCACUGGUCGGCAACGAUCCCAACAUUGUUGUCCUCCGGGAAGACCCCCACCGUGAACUAGAAUUCGGCCCCUACCGCCGCGAGAGCGAGUAUGCCGUAGGGCGUCGCGACCGUAGGAAAGAUUAUGCCAGCGACGGCGAUGAUGAUGGCUACGUCGUCCAUCAUCGCCGCCGUCGGACUACCCUCCGGGACCGCAGCUCCUCCAGCUCCAGCGACGACCAUAAGCUUCACCUUGCCGAAGGCGCCAUCGCCGGAGCUGGCGUCACGGCCCUGCUCGCGACCCGCCGGAGCAAGCAUGGUGAGCUGCCGGAGAACCGUGGCCGCAAGGUGAUUGCUGGAGCUGCCCUUGGAGCCUUGGGUACUGAGGCUUUCAAGCGAGCUCGCAGCGCCAUCGACGAACGAUACGACCGUCAUCGUUCACCUUCUCGAGAUCGCCACUCCAAGAUCAAGACCGGUCUUGGCAUUGCUGCUGCUGCCCUCGCCGUGGCCGGGGCAACGCAGUAUUAUAAGGCGAGUAAGGUAGAGAAGGAGGAAGCUCGACGUGGCCGUAGCAGGAACAGGGGCUACCCGAGCGAUGGUUACUACUCCUCCCGGUCCCCGAGCCGCAAGAGGAGCCGUAGUAAAUCCAUCGCCAAGGCUGCUCUAGCCACUGCCGCCACUGCAGGCAUCGUCAAGCACUUCCGUAACAAGUCGAAAUCGAGGUCCCGAUCAAGGUCGAAGUCGGUCAAGGGCCGAUCUCGGUCUCGGUCGAGGCUACGAACUGGCGCUGAAAUCGCAGCGGCCGCCGUUGCCGGUGGCGCCGCCGGAAAGCUUUACAAGAAGCACAAGGAAAGAAGGAGGAGCGAGCCCGGUCUCGCUCCGUAUCUAGGGACUCUAGCUACUAUGAGCCCCGGAAUAGAUCGCGAUCUCGAUCGCGCAGCAGGCUUAGUUGAGAGCAGAUGGAAAGGGAUCGACCCGGAGCAGGAGUCGAUUGCGAGACAUGGCCGCGGCAGCAAUGGGGACUGGUGCGGCCGCCAUGGGAUUGAAGGAAUACAAGAACAGGAAGAAGUCAAGGAACGAGAAAGGGAUGUGGCGAGUGAUAGGGAAGCGGCUUCUGCCGAGGAGCGAAGGGAGAGAAGGCGCCGCGACCGCGAUAGAAGACGCUACGAGGACGAUGCCCGUUAUGACGACGACGGGUACCCGCCAUCCCCUCCCCACGCAUCCGGGGGCUACUCGGGUCCUCGAAUGUCUGGUGCGAAUGCGGAUCCGGAUGACUACUCAUCAUAUCCGCCCCAAACCUAUUUCCCGCCACCUUCUGCCGACACGCCAUCUCCUUAUCCCCCGGGCCCCCUGCCGGACCCGGAGCACCCGCCUACGAUGCUUACGUACCAUACACACCUCCACCACCCGGGUCGAAUGCAUAUCCCCGCCUCCACCGCCAGGGGCUGA
Molecule: messenger RNA, 1725 nt
Organism: Parascedosporium putredinis
Lineage: Eukaryota; Fungi; Ascomycota; Sordariomycetes; Microascales; Microascaceae
Source: the annotation of a GenBank genome assembly